Molecule: messenger RNA, 5392 nt
Organism: Dromaius novaehollandiae (emu)
Lineage: Eukaryota; Metazoa; Chordata; Aves; Casuariiformes; Dromaiidae
Gene: LRIT3
Product: leucine rich repeat, Ig-like and transmembrane domains 3
Exons: 3
Coding region: 188-2167 (659 amino acids)
Molecular function (GO): protein binding
Source: RefSeq, a predicted model, not a curated record
UGAAAGUACCAUCUUCUGGCACAUUGCAAACUAUAGUGUAGCAUAGUUGCUUAGAAAUAGUGGCAUAUUUUACACCCCUGUUACAUGGCUAGCAGUGUUCCUGGUAGGAGCAGAUGGUGAUGAUGCUUUGUUUUAACGGCUUUGUAUUUAGCAGCUAGCUACUCUUAAUUGUCUUUUUUAAUUUUAAAUGCAGAGGACUGUUCCUGAUUUGACAUUCUUUAUUCUGCCAGUAGUAUUGAAUAAAGUAAUAUUUGCAUUAAAAUCUGAAAUACAGAUUUCUGAUAAUGAAAUGCAGAUCUCUCUCUUUUUUGAUGCCAGGUCUGUGCUCUGUAAUGAUCCUGAUAUGUUUGAGAUCCCUGUGAAUGUUCCUGUGGAUACUGUAAAACUUCGUAUAGAAAAAACUGUUGUACGAAGGAUCCCAACUGAAGCCUUUUACUAUUUAGUAGAUCUCAAAUACCUGUGGGUAACUUACAACUGUGUAGCUAACAUUGAUACCAGCAGUUUUUAUAAUUUGAAACAACUGCAUGAGUUACGGUUGGAUGGUAACCUGCUCUCAACUUUCCCAUGGGAAUCCCUGGCAGAGAUGCCCAACCUACGGACCCUUGAUUUACAUAACAAUAAAGUGACCAGCAUUCCAGCAGAUGCUGGCAGAUACCUGAGAAGACUCACCUACCUGGACAUAUCCAGCAACAAGCUAACCACCUUGCCGUCAGACUUAAUGGACUUUUGGCCCCCCUUCUCAGAAGCUGCCCCAUCCAAGAAAACAGACAUUCUGGCAACACAGAGAAUAAUUUUGGGUUUGCAGGACAAUCCAUGGUUUUGUGACUGUCGCAUUUCAAAGCUAAUUGAAUUUUCCAAAAUUGUGGAUACCUCCGUUGUACUUCUUGAUCCACUGGUUUCUUGUAGUGGACCUGAGAGCUUGGCAGGGAUCUUGUUUCAGAGAGCUGAGUUAGAGCAAUGUCUUAAACCAUCUGUGAUGACAUCAGCAACAAAAAUCACUUCUCCGCUGGGAAGCAAUGUUCUGUUACGCUGCGAUGCAACUGGAUACCCAACACCACAGCUUACUUGGACUAGGUCAGACAAUAUACCAGUGAACUACACAGUAAUUCAAGAAACACCUGGAGAGGGUGUCAGAUGGUCCAUAAUAAGCUUGACAGGGAUUUCAUACAAGGAUGCAGGGGAAUACAGAUGUAAAGCCAAGAAUUUAGCAGGAAUGUCAGAAGCUGCUGUUACUGUGACGGUGGUUGGUGUGGUUACUACAACCGUGUCACCACAGAAAUAUGGAAGGAAGCAAGAGGCAGAGAAACAGAACACUACACAAGAGGAAUCGAAGCAGGGAUCUGAGAGAACAACCACGCGUCUUCCCACUCCAUCAACCACCACAGCGCUGGUUACCACUGAAAAAUCAACGAGUGCCAAGAUUACUGACAAGAGGCAAUCCAGGCCCAUGGCAGAUGGAAAGAAAAAUUCAAAGGCAGUGACAAAUGGAAACAAAAAGCAGACUGGGGAGGAGAGCAGGAAAGGUGAGGAGACUUCACUGAAUACAACAGCUAUGGCUGAGCAAAAUGUCACUGUAAAGAACCUAAGAGUCAUCAGUGAAACUGAUGAAAGAGUGACCUUAACUUGGAAAACUGUCAGUGCUACAAGCAACUCUGCAGUGACUGUGUUAUACUCAAAGUAUGGUGAGAAAGACAUGCUGCCUCUGAGUACCGAUUCUAGCAAAAACAAAGUCACAAUUGAUGGUUUGCAGCCUAGUACUCAGUAUAUGGCAUGUGUCUCUCCCAAAGGAGUGCCACCUACGAAAGACCAAUGCAUUAUUUUCUCCACUGAUGGGCUAAAUGAUGAAAGCAGCUCUCAGUUUUCUAUUCUGAUAGUGGCCAGCAGUGCAGCAUGUGUAGUUGUUUUACCUUUGAUAUUUUUCUUACUCUACAAAGUUUUAAAACUUCAUAGGAAACCUAAAACUGCUAAGGAAGCUGACCUUGCAAAAGAGACCUAUGUGAAAUUUGAAACACUGUCUCUCAAGCCUCGAGUAGUGAAUACAGCAGGAGAGCUCUGGGCACGAAGGUACACAAAUGAAUCCGAAAGACUUCUCCUUUGUUCUAGGUCAAGCAUGGAUUCUCAAAUGACCUUCAAAAGUGAGGGCUCUAGGUCUGAGUAUCUCUGUUGAACAUGAGUGAGGAUGGAGGAGGUUGAAUAUACAAGGGGUAAAAUUAGUCCAAAAUGAUGAUACUGCAUCUGGAAGCAGGUUGGUGCCAGUUAUAAAGUAUCACAGUCAUAUAUAUCAUCUGAUAUAAUGCAGUCUACUGUGUGGGUAGGGUGGUGGGUAGGAGGUGGAAUGGAAGAAAAAUGUUGGCUUCUUUUUUUAAUGAUUGUUACUUUGGAUGUGAAGGAAUGACAUUCUUUGAGGGAUAAAUAUAACAUGAAAUUAUCUCGCCUGGUUAAUGAUCUUCUAUUUUUUGUUUUCAUUAAAACAUUAUUCUGUUUUAUCUUUUCGUUUCAUUGUACUAUGUGCAAGUUGUAUGUAUCAAACAUUAAUCACAACUCUCAAACUAUGUACUUAAAUGAUAGGAAUAGAGUUUAAACUACUUUUACUGAAGUCAAAACUUUAUUUGAAAAUACAAGUUUUCUUCUGACAUGAGCUUGUGCUUCAAGAUAUCAUUCAGCUCUGUACAGUAUCAUGGACUGGAAGUGAUCUCAGGCCAAUCGAGACUGAAGCUAGAUAACCACAGGUUAUGGACUCUUCGGCGUUACAGUGCACACCAUAUUGUUAUUUUGCAGAUGCUGUGGGAAAGAACAUUAUUUAGUGUUCUGAAGUUCAGGUAAGGUAACAUUAUGAGUUACUCUGUGAGGGAUGGAUACUAGAUAUUAAUAAUAUGAAUUUAUAGCAAAUAAUCUUAUUGUAAAAUCCUAACCUUAGAAUUUACUUGGAUGGUGCAUAUAUCUCAAUUUCAGAAAUACCUGUACAAAAAUUAUCCUGGCACUUUGUAAUACAGCACACUUCUUUGUAACUGUGUAUUGCAUAUAUUACACAAUAUUAUAUACUAUACUACAUUACUGUAAUACACACUGAGAUACAGUAGGAUGAGGUCUUGACCUUGGAUCAUGUUGGCUGUAAGAGGAAGUUUAAUCAGCAUAAUGAAAGUUCAUUAUGAGCAUGAUUCCCAGUGUUUGGAAAAUCAAAUAUUAAUAAUAAUGAGGAAUACAGAAUUGUCUAUUAAUGAUAAUUCAUUAUCUAUCGUGAGGCUGCUUUUUCAUUGCCUGAAGUAAAUAACAGAGCUUCAUUGUUUUAGGUUCAGAUAUCACGGUUAGGAAUAGGUGUGAAGUGAGAACCACGUGUUUCCCUAAAAAUCACAACCGUACUGCUUCCUUGGACUUUUACGUACCUAGAAGAACUAUUUUGAUGGGAAACUAGGAAUCUUCUCUUUCCAAUAGGAGAAAUCUUAUUCCAAAACUACAAACCAAAGCUUAAAUAAUUAUAAUUGUGGUAUUUGCUGAUAUCGCUAGUGUAGGAUUAAAUUUUGCCUGCUGGAACAUUGGAGAGUUAGAUGAGAAGAAAAACACUUUGUCAAAAAAAAAAAAAAAAAACCCUUAAAAAUAAAACUAUAGCAAAAAAUAAACUUAGUUCUCAAUAGCAUCUAUAUGAAACUGCUCGAUGGUUGGGGCUGGUAGAAUGAAUAUUUGUGACCAUGGAGUUGUGGUAGGGAAGCAGGUGAGAAGUUCAAAAGCAUGAAAUCCACUUAUUUGCCUGUGCUUUUAGAAUUAAUCUCAGUGUUCCUUUCUGUGUUACUAGUACAUGUGGUCAAAAGGCAAUCUUUUUUUUUCAUAUUUUUUUUCCAUGGAUAAUUUUGACUGUAAUGAAAAUGUUUUUAUUCUUCUAAGUGGAAUAUAUUGACUUUGACAGUUCUGUUUUUUCAAAUAUUGGAUUUUGUAGGGAAAGAAGAUUGUUCUUGCUUCAAAAAAGUAGUUCAUCUGAAAAGUCAUCUAUGGUAAACUAAGUUUUUAACAGGAGACCUGUAGUGUUGCACUAUUUGCCUUCCAUUCUCCAUAUAGAUAACGUAGCCAGUAGGUGUUGCUGAAGGUGUUCCCAAUUAAAAACACCGCAUUUGUCAUUGAGAGAUUAUUUUAACAUUUAUUUUUAAUCUCUAGGGAAUGUGUGUCAUUUAAAGUUUAAAAGCUUUGCAAGAAACUUAAAUGUAAUUCUAGAGCUCUCUUUUUCAGAGGUGCUAUCACCAGGCUUUUAGAUGGUGCAUCAGUAUGUCAGACUGCAGUGGUAUGAAGCUCAUUUGUAGACAGCUCAUUUGCUAAUCUGAAACCUUUAGGUUUGUCUAAUCCUUGUGGAAUUAGCAUAUCCUAAAGUUAGUCAUGAAUCUCUGUGAACACAUGUAUAUUAUCACUAUAUCAAAAAUGGAAUGUAUCACAAAGGACAUGUUCUUUCAAGAAAAUGCCACAUACAUUAUUUUUCCCACAGUUUUUGAGACAACAGAGUUAUUUAACCUGGACAUGCUUCAGUACAUCAUGUCAAAACAGCACAUUUGCUGUAGAAUUUCAAUAGGAAUUGAAUACACACAGGCCAAAUCACAAACUAAAACCAUGCACCCUUUACCUUCUUACCCAGGACUGAUAUGAUGGAAGAGCUGAAGAAAUACUUGCGGUAACAGAAGCAGUUUUUUAUGCUAUAAAUUGCUAAGAUUCAUGAGAGAAUCAUUGAGAUAGAUUUUGUCACCUUUAGUCAAUUUGAGUAACAUCUUCUGAAAUGCAAUACUGAAUCAGUCAUCAUUAUGAAUGGUGGAUGCCUAUAAUCUGUGCUUGGCUGGUAGGAAGCUUUGGAGAGAAUUUUAUUAAUGGCUAUGUGCUGCCUUUCAUGUAUUUUUGCACUUUGUUAGCUCAAUUCAUCCUGUGUUUCACUGAAAAGAUUAGACCUCUUUUUAUACAUUACCUGCAAAGUGUGUGUAAAAUCUGGAUAGUUAAUGUAACUGCUAAGUAAUGUGAGCUGAAUUCCAAAUAGACCCUGUGUUUACUCAAAGCUUUAGUGGGCCUCAGCACUUGUUGUAGUUGACCGUAAUCUUGUCCUCAAUGGGCACUUACUAAGCCAAACUUUAGGCAUCUGUUUUUGUCUUGGCCUUUGCUCACAGUAAGCAUUGUAUUCCUUGCACUACUAUAAGAUUCCCUUACUACUUUUCUGAGAGACAGUGGGGGGAUUAAGUUAAAAAAACAAAACCCUUUAAUAUGUACGAUGAAAACGUCUGUAAUAGUAAGAAAAAAAUUAGAAUUGGGCUAUAUUUAAGAGACUAGAGUAAAGACAUUUGAAAUUCAUUACCUUUUUUAAAGAAGUAGUUCAACUAGUAUAGUGCUUAGAAGUUGUUUUGAUGUGAAAAUAAAACAUGAGCAUGUG